AUUCACCUCGCUCCCCGUCGCUCUCCCCUUCCCCCCCGCUCCCAUCCCUUUCCGACGUCCCAUCUCCAUCCACCCCCAUCGAGCUCCCCCAAGAUCUCCUUUAACCCCCGCCCCGUUGCGCCUCCACUCGCUCACUCACUCCACCACGAUCAAGCCAGCAAGCAAUCAAGCUUGCUCGCUCGCUCCCGCCGCCGGCCCCUUCCUGCUGCAUGGAUUCCCCCGGCGCCCCCGGCCCGUCCACGGCCGGCGCCGGCGCAGGAAGCGCGGCGGACGGGGUGGCGGCGCCCAAGCCUCCCCAGCUGAGCAGGUACGAGUCCCAGAAGCGGCGCGACUGGAACACGUUCCUGCAGUACCUGCGGAACCAUCGGCCCCCGCUGACGCUGGCCCGGUGCAGCGGGGCGCACGUGAUCGAGUUCCUCAGGUACCUGGACCAGUUCGGCAAGACCAAGGUGCACGCGGCCGGCUGCGCCUACUACGGCCAGCCAAACCCGCCGGGCCCUUGCCCGUGCCCGCUCCGCCAGGCCUGGGGCUCCCUCGACGCGCUCAUCGGCCGCCUCCGGGCCGCCUACGAGGAGAGCGGCGGCGCGCCCGAGUCCAACCCGUUCGCGGCGCGGGCCGUCCGGAUCUACCUCCGCGAGGUGCGUGACUCGCACGCCAAGGCCCGCGGCAUCCCGUACGAGAAGAAGAAGCGCAAGCGCGGGACGCCCGCCGAGGGAUCCAGUUCGACUGCUGCCGGUGGGGACGCCGGUGCUGGCGGCAGCGGCAGUGCAGCUGCCGGUGUGUCGUCCGGCUCCGGCGCCGCACAAGCUCCGGCGGAGAGCGGCGGUACUGCUGGUGGCACCACUGCACCGAGCAUCUCUUGAUGAGGGACAGGCAUCUCGGAUUCUUCGCCGACGAUGAUUGUGUUAAGAUUUUUGAAAUCCGUGCUUAGGCAAAACAACAUGUGAACUGUAUACAUGCAAGGCCACCAUGUAUCCAUCACAUCAGCGCUGUUUAAAACUGUUUAUUGGAUCUCAGUUGCUUUCUAAAAGAUGAGAAACAAGCGUGUAAGAUUAGUAUGAUCAUCUGUCACUGUAUUUGCUAUCCUGUUCAUAUGUUGCUCUUAUAACAAGUUUAACAUGUACAACAGAAUGGAAUCAUACGUACAGUCAUCCAUAAAUUAUAGG
Molecule: messenger RNA, 1166 nt
Organism: Brachypodium distachyon (stiff brome)
Lineage: Eukaryota; Viridiplantae; Streptophyta; Magnoliopsida; Poales; Poaceae
Product: protein G1-like7
Exons: 2
Coding region: 210-863 (217 amino acids)
Biological process (GO): response to light stimulus; mRNA transcription
Cellular component (GO): nucleus
Source: RefSeq, a predicted model, not a curated record